AUGUUGAUUAAAGCUCAAGCAUGCUCUGGGUUACUAUAUGAUCCAAAAAAGAUAGACCACUUGCUGAAACUUGAUGGUGCAAAGGAGAGAUUGCAGCUGAUGAAAGCAGAUUUGAUGGAUGAAGGUUCCUUUGAUCCUGUUAUUGAGGGAUGUGUGGGUGUCUUUCAUACUGCUUCUCCCUUUAUUAUUAAUGAUAUCAAAGAUCCGCAGGAUGAACUAAUCGAUCCAGCGGUCAAAGGAACUCUCAAUGUUCUCAAGUCUUGUGCUAAAUUUCCAUCAGUGAAACGUGUCGUUUUAACUUCCUCCAUUGCUACAGUUGCUUAUAAUAGAAAGCCUAGAACUCCUCAAGUUGUCGUUGAUGAGACAUGGUUGUCAGAUCUUGAUUUAAGUAGGGAAUCUAAG
Messenger RNA from Neltuma alba, 402 nucleotides. RefSeq names its product tetraketide alpha-pyrone reductase 1-like. Gene Ontology annotation, biological process: steroid biosynthetic process. Gene Ontology annotation, molecular function: oxidoreductase activity, acting on the CH-OH group of donors, NAD or NADP as acceptor. The transcript is spliced from 3 exons. The record is from RefSeq and is a predicted model, not a curated record. The annotation marks the transcript as partial. NCBI's taxonomy places the organism in Eukaryota, Viridiplantae, Streptophyta, Magnoliopsida, Fabales, Fabaceae.